Spodoptera exigua (beet armyworm) is the source of this 1875-nucleotide messenger RNA. The record is from the annotation of a GenBank genome assembly. Lineage: Eukaryota; Metazoa; Arthropoda; Insecta; Lepidoptera; Noctuidae.
CAGACCCGGCGUCUUAGCCAGUGGAACAGCCGUUCCCCGCCUCAUCAUGAGAGGGACCUGGAGCCAAGUGAUUACCCUAGCGGUAAUUUUACAAAUCGCUCUAGUUUCGGGAAAGGCAUUAAUACCACAAAAUCAACAAGCACAGCAGCAAGUGGAACAGAAGCAGCACACGGCUCAGAAGCGUGUCGGCUAUGACUACCCAGCGCCAUCAGUCGAUCUCGUCAACCCGUUCCAAGACCACGAUGACCUUCAUCCUCACGAUGACCACCACGAAGUGAUCGACGACCACGGUGAUCACGACCACCAUGAGCACCACGAGCACCACGACUUCGAUGACCACGACCAUCACGAGCACCAUGCCAUCCACGAGGAGCACCAUGUCGAAGAACAUCACGAGGAACACCAUGACCAUCAUGAGCAUCACCAUCCCGACCCUGGUUACUGGAAAAAGAAACUUAUUUGGAAACCUGGAUGGAAGAAAAUUUGGAAACCAGCCAAAAAACAAAUCUGGAACCCUUCCUGGAAAAAGAUUUGGAAGCCAGUAUGGAAACCUAUUAAGCGUCCAGUUUGGAAGGAAAUUAAAGUUCCGGAUUGGAAGAAAAUCUACAAACCGGAAUGGAAGCCUAUUAAAGUUCCUGCGUGGAAAGAGGUUAAAGUUCCUGACUGGAAAAAAAUUACCGUGCCGGUCUACAAGGACAUAGUCGUACCGGGUUGGAAGGAAAUACAGGUUCCUGCGUGGAAGAAAGUCUGGAUUCCUGAAUGGGUCAAAGUUGGUAUUCCUGGAGAGAAAUACUUAGGAAAAGAUCACGAAGGUUGGGAAUACACAUCUCAUGAUCUAUGGAAAAAGAAAUUGGUCUGGAAACCGAUUUGGAAGAAGUACUGGAAACCGGCUAAAAAGCAAAUCUGGAUUCCAGACAAGAAACUGGUGUGGAAGGACGAGUGGAAGCAAAUUUGGAAGACUGAGAAGAAACAGAUAUGGGUUGAUGACAAAAAGUUAGUCUGGAAGGAGGCUUGGCAACAAAUUUGGAAGCCAUCAAAGAAAUUGAUCUGGGUACCUGACAAGAAACUUGAAUGGAAGGAGGCCUGGAAACAGAUCUGGGUACCUGGUUGGAAAGAGAUUUGGGUUCCAGGUGUGAAGAAAAUCUGGAGACCCGUAUGGAUAUCUGAAUGGUUCCCCUCCCCGGACCACCAUGAACAUCAUCACGAAUCCCACGGCUGGGACAGGAGUGACAUCACUGACAACAAUACAGCAGGCAGCCAAAAGACGUUAUCCGUACAACCAGCUCCGCAGCAGCAGGGCGCACAGAAGCAAGCACAGCCGCAACAAAAAGAAGCACCAAAGCAAACAAUCAAGUCAUGGUUGUUCCCUGAGUAAAUUAUAACUUAAUUGACAAAAUUGAACGCUUUUUAUGUAGACUUUUUGUUAUAGAUCCGAAAAUCGGAUGUAUUAUGUGCUUGUGUAUAAAGCGUUACAAUGCCAUAUAAAUGUGAAGACUGUAAACACAUGCCACAGGCGUCGCGAUGGAUAGCGAACCAGGGGAGCGAGGAAACAAUCACAUCAUGGCUUCUCACUUAGGUAACACCAUUUGUUUAACAUUAUGACCAUUGCCAUGCGAAAACUGUGAGUCAGCGAUGCGAUUGUUUCUUGGCCCGUGAAUACAAAUUCUCACAAUUAAAGUUCACAGUAGAGUUCAAAUGUUUUGAAUACGUUAUUUAUAGUGUCUAAGCUUUAAAAGUGUUUGUGUAAUGUUGUCGUAGAUUGUAGGGAUACCGAGAGCUUGUUGUCUGUACGUACCCACUGAUGCUAUGUGUUUUGUUGUUGAUUAGUUUAUUACUUUAAGAUUUUAUUUGUAGGUCUUUAGAUAUAAUUUUGCG